UAGGAAAGAGGGGCUCGCGCAGAGGAGAAAGAGAAAGGCAGGCGUGCUCCUGGAAGUAGAUUUCCCCCCGUUUUGGCAAUGACAAAAUACAAAUAUCGUGCUUAUUAAUUCCUACACGUUAGAAGCAAAAACGGCUUUCGCAGGAGCGGAGUUUGCAAGUUGCGGCUCAAGAAGUUUGCCGACAUCCAAGCUGAGAAUUUAUUCCGGAAAUAACUUCUUCUGAUUAAAAGCACAGGAGCAAGGCCAGUAAAAAAAGGUAGCCGUAACUGUGAAGAAGGAAACUGAGUGGGAGAUAAGAAGUUCGGAGCAGCUUCGUUGCCUUCUAGAAAUCCUUCCCUGCCCUACCACCCAUGCUUUUGGAGAAAGACCUAUUAAGGCAUUUGAAAGUGCCAUCCCAAAAUACUACAGGACCAGCCUGUUGAUAUCGCUUGGCCUUGGGGCCAAGGUCCAGACAAGAGUUCACACAACCUGCAUUGCUGCAGUUUCCACACUUAAAAGCAAGGAGGAAAGAUGGAGAAGAGUUCAGACAGCGGGGGGCCGCUCCCACGCAUUGUUCAGGUGAUGUAUUUCAAAGAGCUGCCGAGACAGGCCAUGCUUCAAAAUAACAACCAGCAGCCAGAUAUGCAGUCGCCCCAGCAAUGGGAAGCCCAGUGGCAGGAAUUUCUGAAUACACUACAACCUACUCAGAUGGGAUGGGGAAACCCAGAGCUGACUGAAAUGGUGCCGUGGGAUGACGCCAAGGCUUUUCUGACCUCGUUUGAGCAAGUCGCCGAAGCCUGCCAGUGGCCUAGAGAAGAAUGGGUGGGCCGACUCCUGCCAGCGCUGAGGGGAGGCAUGGAGCAACUCUUUUGCAGGCUAGAUGCCCGAGACCGGUGCGACUAUGGGAAGGUGAAGGCCGCCAUCUUGCGAGGGAACUCGGUCCGAAUGGAGUCGAAACGCCAGCACUUCCGGCAGUGCUGUUACGAGGAUGGGCCCCGAAGGGUUUAUAGCCAGCUCCGGGAACUUUGUCGCCAAUGGCUGAAGCCGGAAAAACACACGAAGGAGCAGAUUUUGGAGCUGAUCAUCCAAGAGCAACUUCUGGCCAUGCUUCCAUCCGAGGUCCAGAACUGGGUACGGGAGCGUGGCCCAGAGGAUUGCAUCGAGGCAGUGGCUCUGGCGGAGGAUUUCUUAAUGGGUCAUCGGGCAACCAGGACAUGGGAAUGGCCGGUGCCGUUGCCAGAAGUAACUGGAAGGUCCUUGGAGGGAGAGGGAUCUAUUCCGGCCUCUGCUCAGAGACAGUUUUGUGUGGGGGUCAAUCAAAAAAGUAAUGGGGAAAUCGGCUUGAUGGCUAGUGAAAUAAUGUCCGCAAGGAAUUCCAGUGUGGCGCUUCCUCCUGAGGGACAGGAAAUGGCUGGAACUGGGCUGACUGGGGGGCUUGUGGAUGUGAAGACUGAGCCUUUGGAUGAGCCAGACCUUGAUCAGAAGCCCUUGCGCUUGGACAUCAUGCAAGGGAACCCUGGGAAUGCCCAUGCUUUGGAUGGACUUUUGGCUCCCACACCUGAGAUGGCAUUCCAACAUGAACAACAGGAAGCUCUCUACCCCCAGGGACCUGAGGAUGGGGAGACCAUUCCCGAUAGCCUCCUAGGCGGAAGAAUUCUGGAUGAGAUCAAAACAGAAUAUGAUCAGCAGGCAGACUCGGACACUGAAGACUCCUAUGAACCAUUUCCAGAAGAAUCUCCAGAUGAUGCUUCUAUGAAUCCUGGGGGUUGUGAUCUCCGUCCCAAAGUAAUGAUAAGCCUAAGGGAACCUGAUGGGGAGGAGCAGAGUGUCUCCACUCAGCGUCGGGGAAGAAAAGGUGCAGCGAAGAAGAACAUCAAAUCCACGCAGAAAGAGAAAAAGCAUGGGUGCCCCCAGUGUGGACACAGGACCUAUUACUUGUCAGAUCUACUUAGGCACAUGAAAAGUCACACGCCAAAAAGACCUUUCAAGUGCCGCGAAUGCGGGAGAACCUUUGCGCAGCAAGAAACUCUGCAGAACCACCAGAGGAUCCAUGCACCUGAAGGUGGCCCAAGUAGCGGCAAGAACACAUUUGGGAAGAGAACCUCAACUCGCAAAGUAGCAAAAAAACACACGUGUCCCAUAUGUGGUCACGGAACGACAACACUGCACAGCCUUGCAGAACAUAUGAGGAUUCACACGGGAGAACGGCCAUACCAAUGCCUUGACUGCGGCAAACUCUUCCGAUUUAAGUCGAAUCUUUGUAGGCACCAGAGGAUCUCUAGCCACUACACGAGUAGUGCAAAAUCUUCCAAGAAGCCAGGGAAGCUCAAGAAUAAUUCCCUGCAGCAGGAAAGGAUCAAAAUGAAGGAUGCAUUUGGAACAGCCACAAACACUGUUGCUGAGGGCUGGGAGACAACUCCCGCUUCAAGGCUACGCCCAAGGAAACCUCAAGGGCAGGAACGGUCUCCUGCAGGUGUGACGGGAACCAAAAGCUAUCCGAAAGAGAGGAAACACGUGUGCCCUGAAUGUGGACAAAGAUCAGAGAAGCUUUCAGACAUGAUUAGACACAUGAGAAUCCAUACAGGAGAAAGGCCUUAUAAAUGCCUGGACUGUGGGGAAACCUUCCGGUGGCCAGCGAACCUUCGUCAGCACCAAAAAAAGACAUCCCACCGAAGGCGAUCUUUCCCCACUACUUCUCUUGCAGGACGUCAGCUAAGGCGUCAAGGUGAUGACGACGCAAGUUUCCCUCCACAAAAACGUCCCAGGGAGAGCCAGGGAGAGCCCCAUCAACCUGAGGAAGCUGCUGCGAUGGUGAAGAAAUCAAUCAACUGCCCAAAGAAGAAGAAACACAGCUGCCCAGAAUGUGUGUACAACUCUGAACGAUUAUCAGACGUUGUGAAACACAUGAGACUCCAUACGGGAGAGAGACCUUACUCAUGUCUCGAAUGUGGGAAAACCUUCCGGUGGCUCUCGAAUCUUAACGAACACAAGAGAAACCCCAAGUCCUGCCAGAAGAUGCCCGUUCCAGAAACUUCGCUUGCUGAAUGUGAUGUAACACUCAGUGAUGAUGAGGAGUUGAUUAAUAUCCUGCAUAAGAAAUCUCAGCAAAGAGGACCUGAAUCCAAGAACUACUCUGUGAAAUCACUAAAAGAAUCUUCUGCGGCUCGUGGGGUCAGGGCCACGUCACAUCCGAGGAAAUUGCAAGGCCGGGAAGGAAGUGCUCUACGUCAGAGAAGCACCGUGGUUGUGAAGAAAAGUCGAUAUGACCAGAGAGAGAGAAAGCAUGAGUGUAAGGAAUGCGGGCAACGAACCUAUUACUUGUCGGAUCUGCUGAGGCACAUGAGAAUCCACACGGGCGAAAGGCCCUACAAAUGCCCCGAAUGUGGGAAAACCUUCUCAUUGACCUCAACCCUUAACAGUCACCUGAAAAUCCAUAAGUCCAAGGGUGCCCUCAACAGCAGCAAAAGCUUCACCAAAAGAAUUGCAGGCCAUGCCGGAAAGAAAAAAUACACAUGUUCCAAAUGUGGACAUAAAGCCAGUAGUUUAUCACUCCACCUUAAACAUAUGAGAGCCCAUGCAAGAGACGUACUUCACACAUGUCAGGAAUGUGGGCGGACCUUCACAUUCAAGUCCAACCUUUGUAGACACCAGAAAAUCCACAGGCGGAAGAGAGAGCUCAACAACAAAAAACCACUUGCUGGACGUCGGGAAACUAGUAAAGUCCCUGCAGGCAGUGAGGAACCAAGUCAGACAACGAAGGAGAAUUCUCAGCAGGGAAGGACUGAGCUUAAGAAAACAGGCAGUCUGAAGCCAGAAAUAAGUUACGGGGUUACUUCUGCAACACUUGUGAUUCGUGAUCGAGCGUACGAGUCCAAGAAACCACAAGGUGAGACCUCUGUGAAAGACGAAACUGAAUCCACUAAAGGCGCAGAAGAUAGCACUACACGUAAGGAACCUGCAAUACGGAUCAAUUUAGAAAGGUUUGCAUAUUUCAAGGCUGAUAAGACUUCUGACGACCAGUCGGGACUCGCAUUUUCCAAAGCUGCUAAGACUUCUGACGACCAGUCGGGACUUGUGACCAGUCAUGAAGCCCAUGCAAGUGAGAAGUCACAUCAAUGUUCUCUGUGUGAGAAAAUCUUUUCGCUCAAAAGUUACCUCGCUGAACAUCAGAAUAUCCAGAUAGGAGCAAAGCCAGACAAAUGCCAUGACUGUGGGAACCGUUUCGCUUGGAAGGAGAAGCUGAGCAGACACCAGCUAAUCCACACAGGGGUGAAAAUGUACAGUUGCUCCAAGUGUGGGAAAGAUUUCUUGCAGCAGGAUGCCUUGCUGACCCAUCUGAAAACGCAUGAUGUCUCCCUGGAGACAGACGCUCCAGCUGUGGAGAAUGCUGUGGUCAAAGGAACAGCUAAUGAGACAGGAGAGAAAUCGUACAAAACAGAAUCCUUAUGAAUGCACCAAAUGUGGGCAAGGUGUUGGUCAGAAGUAUAGAAGGCUUAGAAAUAUUAGACGGCUUAGACAUCGGCAAACUCAUAUGUGAAAGAAAUAAGAAGUGAGCAAGCACCUCCAUAAAUUCAUGGAUGUAUUUAUGUAAUGCCUUUGCAUCUCUUCCCCACCCCCCCACCCAUGCCACCUUUUAUCUCAAAUAGGUCAUUUUUGCAUUCAUGCUCACACAUUGAUUAUGUUUAGCUUCAUUCUGUGAAGAGCUGCAUGUUGGAUCUCUGCUAAAGGCACAGGAGCGGAGAAUCUAUUUUCUUCUGACCAGUUGGCAACUCAGCCAAUGCCACACAGCUUCAUCUGUCUCUCUUGACUUCUGUGCUGACAGCUUACACACAAACACUCUCUCUCUCUCUCUCUCUCUCUCUCUCUCUCUCUCUCUCUCUCUCUCUCUCUUUUAGUAGUAGAAAUUUUAAUAAAUGUCUGAUAAUAUUAGCAGUUGUACUAAUACUAGGGAGGGCUCUUUUCAGUGGGCUGAAACCAGAGCUUUUACAAUCCAAUGCUACAGAGAUUUCAAAGACUGCCGCUUACUUUUUAACCUCGUGGUGCUUUAACCCCUUUUGUUGUGUAUCUGAUCCCACCUCUCUUCUCUUCUGGAGUUGCGAUACCAUGACUCUCUCUACAGCCAUAGUGAGUGCCCUAAAAUAGAAACCAAAACUAGCUUUUGAUUGCAAAAAACUUUUACGAUGCCUUGAAGAGGGACCUGUGGAGAAGGCACCAGGGAAUUCAUAUAGAGGCAAAGCCCUGCUAAUGCUCAGAGCUGGGCACUUACCUGAUUUGAAAAGUAGAUAGUUGUAACUCAGACAAGCUGUAUUUGAAUUGCAAAUGACAUCUUGUCACGCAUUAGGGAAUCCAUGUGAGCGAGGGAGUUUGUGAAUUAAAAGCUUUCUUGUGUGGAUUUGCUGAUUUUUAUGCCAUGAAAGCUGCUGUUUUUUGUAUUGGAGGAAGUUAUGUCAAACUCGUUAAGCCUGUAAUAUAAACUUGUCCUAAAUUAUCUCACUAACUGCUCUAAGGAGGCUUACUUGGAAGCUGAGUCCUGCUGAGAUCAAAGAGACUCUUCUGGUAGAUAUAUUUUAGCACAGUGGUGCUCUGACUUAUGCUCUCAGCAUUGGGACAAGCUGUGUGAGGCACAUCCUAAUUCUCAGCAUUAUUGCUUCAGAUACGGAAGGUGGGUGGGGAGGGAAUAGCCAUCUCAUCUAGCUUGUCUCCUCUUGGGGAGGAAAAGCUGGUGUCAGCAGCAGCUCUUUCAGCAGGAACUGGGUCUCCCAAAUGUUCUCCCUAGUCCCCUCCUUGGUAAUUUCAGUCUUCCUCUUAUAUAGGCCAUGACAGGCCUCUAGUCAUGUGCACGGACCGGUUCGGAGGCCAUUCUAAAGGCCUCCAGACCGGUCCGGACACGGGGUGGUUUUGGUUCG
Messenger RNA from Hemicordylus capensis (graceful crag lizard), 5885 nucleotides. Its product is annotated as zinc finger protein 585B-like. The coding region runs from base 511 to 4428 and encodes 1305 amino acids. The transcript has 12 exons. The record is from RefSeq and is a predicted model, not a curated record. Gene Ontology annotation, biological process: regulation of transcription by RNA polymerase II. Gene Ontology annotation, molecular function: RNA polymerase II cis-regulatory region sequence-specific DNA binding; DNA-binding transcription factor activity, RNA polymerase II-specific. NCBI's taxonomy places the organism in Eukaryota, Metazoa, Chordata, Lepidosauria, Squamata, Cordylidae.